Messenger RNA from Procambarus clarkii (red swamp crayfish), 3327 nucleotides. Its product is annotated as lys-63-specific deubiquitinase BRCC36. Gene Ontology annotation, cellular component: BRCA1-A complex; BRISC complex. Gene Ontology annotation, biological process: double-strand break repair. The record is from RefSeq and is a predicted model, not a curated record. NCBI's taxonomy places the organism in Eukaryota, Metazoa, Arthropoda, Malacostraca, Decapoda, Cambaridae. Gene Ontology annotation, molecular function: metallopeptidase activity; polyubiquitin modification-dependent protein binding.
ACGUAACAUCAGCGAGAAACGACAGCAGCAAUCAGCUGACGCCAUCAACAACACACGUCCAGACGGUCCAGCCAUCGCCUAAUCACAUGUAAGCUGUGCCUCCACCCCGUGCUGACUGCCACAUCCCUCUACUAAUUGGAAUAUAUCCGUAUCUACAGGAGUACAACAAUGUUUAUGAGCUGCGACUCGUCAUUCCGCUAACUUGCAUUUCUCUGUUAACGGAAAAUACUCUUAUCGUCUCCAAAUUUGGCCAUGAAGUGUAACUCUACAGUCAUCGGCAUGUACCGCAAAGAAGUCUAACUAUAACACAACAACAUUUAAUUAAGUCUUGCCAAAUCAUAACACUGUGACGCGUCUCCCAACAUUACCACUCGUGCAGUCAACGGGAGAAAACUACGCAAACUGCACAUAAAGAAGAUAUUAAUAAGUAAAGUGGUAAAAUCUGAGCAUUGAUCAUGUGGGUGUCAAAUGUAAGGUUAGCAGCUGAUGCUUACCUUGUGUGUCUUCAUCAUGCCCUCACCACAGAGAAGGAGGAAGUGCUAGGGCUCUUGGUUGGAGAGUUUAGUGAGGGCACAGAAGUUGUAUGUGACAUUCACUCUGCUGUAACACUUAGAAGAUCUGAUAAACGGAAGGACAGGGUAGAAAUUUCACCUGAAAUGCUCAUUGAGGCACAGCAGAGGGCAGAACAGAUGUCUGCAUCAAGUGGUCAAGAGCUGCACAUAGUUGGCUGGUAUCACUCCCACCCUCACAUUACUGUGUGGCCCUCUGAUAUUGAUUUGCAGACACAGGCAGGCUACCAGCAGAUGGACAGUCGGUUUAUUGGGCUUAUUUUCUCUGUAUACAAUGAGGAUAAGAAAACAAAGGUUGGUAGUCAUCAGGUGACUUGCUUCCAAGCAACUAAUCAAAGUCCCGAGGGAGAAGCUCCUCAAUAUGUGCGCUUGCCAGUUCCUCUGGAGAUUCGUCUAACUCCCUCGCUUGCGAUCAACAAUCAGCAGGCCCUAGAGAAUCUGUGUUCCACACUCUAUGAUGAGCAGAGUGAAGUGCUGCAGUUAUCUCGACAGCGAGCAAACCAAUAUCCCCUCGCACAUUUACACAAUUCUGCAGUUAUGGUACGGAGUGUAUGUGGUCUGAGCAGUCUUGUAUCCGGCCCUCUUGUGUCCACUGUGGAAGAGCUUUUGCAUCACAUUCAAGGAACUACACAACAGUUGAAACAAGAAUCGGAGUAUCUCAGGGAAUUUCUACAGGAAAAUAAAAUUGACAUUCCAUCUUAAUGUUGAAUUUCAUGCUACUGACCAUAUUUCUAUGGACACUGGUAAAUUUGUGCCUUUUUCCUGUAUGUGUUGAUAUUUUGCUAUUAGUUAUUGGUAUCUUUUAAACCUACGAUUCACUACGUUGAUUUAUUGUCCUGUGUGGCUUAGUAAAAAAACAAAAACAAAAAAACAAAGCUAGACUGGUCGAGAAUGUGUUUACAGUGACAUGGCACCCAAAAUUAUUGAAGAAAAUAUUUUAUAUCAAGUAUUUGAGAACAUUUAUAUAACUUCACUUAAAAACUAUUUUUUUUCUUAUUUAUUCUACAAUCCAAAUAAAAAAUUGUUAAUGGAUUAAUCAGUCAAUUUACUUUAAAAAAGUUCUCUGGUAGCACUAUGCAAACAUUCAUUUUACUAUGUAAAAAAUAACAUAGUAAUUAUUAUGUAAUACAGUAUGGGGGUGCAGUGAAAUUGAAGAACAGUGAAGUUUAAAAAACAAUAUUGUUCUUUAAAACAAUAUUGUCCCAUCAUUCAGCAAUAACAAUUAUAUAGUAAUAAUAUUAAAACUAUCUGACAAGAAAUGGCACAUGAUCCAGCUCAUGUAUUACAGUAUUUAGAUUUAAAUGAAUUUCAUAUUAACUAAGAGAUUAAAAUUAAUCUGAUGACAAAAAAAAAUACAGCAAUGAGAACCAGAACUAUUAUGUUCACAAAAUGUUGAGAUUCAUAGCGAGUCAUUCGCCCCCUCCCAAAUAACUGGCAUAUUCAUUAAACCAUUACAUUAUUUUGAUGGUUCUAUGUGACACUAUUUUGAUGGUUCUAUCAGUACCUCAAUACCACUGGUUAAAAUGCAGUCCAAAAAAAAAAAGCUAAAUUGUGAAAUUUUUUUUUUUUUAAUGUUUCCAAAAGCUAAGGCAUACAUAUACUUCUGGGAGUUUGUGCCACCUGAUGAUCUGACCAAAUAUAAAUUUUGUUUAGCAAAAUUUCACAUACUUUGUCUCUAUGUAGUUGAAUGUGAAACAAAUUUCAAAGAAAUUACUCAUCAUAAAUGCUCAAGACAUGUUUAAUUAUUUCAUUCAUAAUCAUAAUUAUAUUUUAUAUUUUUAAUAUUGUUAAAAUACAUUCUCUGAUCAUGAAAAAAAAAAUGUUUGUGCUUGCCUAGUUGUACUUACUUAAUUGAGCUUUGGCUCUUUGGUCCCGCUUCGCAACUGUCGAUCAACUGGUGUACAGAUUCCCUGAAUCUAUUGGUCUCCAUCAUAUCUACAUUUGAAACUGCAUGGAGUCUGCCUCCACCACAUUACUGCCUAAUGCGUUCCUUUUGUUGACUACUCUGACACUGAAUAAAUUCUUUCUAAUGUCUUUCCAAAGUCGUGUGUCACUUUAGCUGUGGUGAAGCCUGGAAGUUUUGGGAUUCAUGAGCGUUCAUGCAGCAUUAGCCCUGUGGCAGUAGCUGUAGCCCUGCCAUGGAGCGUGCCAAGGUAUUUUUAUAUUUUUAUUUUGAUGCCUUUGAUUUGUUUUUUCUAGUAAUGUUAUUCAAUAGUGUGUAAUUUGAGAAAUUUAUAUAAUUGUGGGGACCAUCAGAAUGCUCAAAUAUAUUUGUCACUAAUAUGCACACAAUAUUAUAUGCUUAGAACAAUAAAACAUGGUUGUUGCUGUUAUUACACUUUGCUCCAUAUACACACACAUGUUAUAUAACUACAUUUUCAUGCACCAUUAUGAACCACUAGGCAGUUCUCUUGGGUGUAAUAAUCUUAUAACCAGUUAUCAGGGCUAGCUCUGCAUGUUUUGCAUGAAAUUGUAUCUGCACAGAUUGAAUAUAUUAUAUUUUCUUAUUUUUAAUUUGUAAUGAUUUUUUCAAGUGCCGUGAUACAUUGGGCUGUCAUGCACACACAUUUGUGUCACUAUAAGGAUUUCAAUGCAGGACAAUUUUUGUAAGAGUCAGAAAUAACAAUUGUGACAGACGCACAUAAACUACAAGUACCUCGAGUGAACCCUUAUGUGGUGUAAGCCAUCAUCAUCAGGGUUAAGUGUACAGUACAGGUAGACUACCAUACUAAAUUAAAUAAAUUCCUAGAUUUCAGAA